This is a messenger RNA of Dracunculus medinensis (Guinea worm), 429 nucleotides long. The record is from the annotation of a GenBank genome assembly. Lineage: Eukaryota; Metazoa; Nematoda; Chromadorea; Rhabditida; Dracunculidae.
AUGUGUGAAAGUUACGAAAUUUUGAGUGAUUCAGCAAUCGAAUUUGAGCAAGCAUCAAUAAAAUGGAAGUAUAUUAGUGGUUGUCUCGGAAUAAUUGGCACUAUAAUCAAUAUCUUUCAACUGAUAAUUCUUAUUUCAUGGCAAGGAUAUAAGAAAUUUCCUGAAUAUGUCUUUCUGGCGGUUGCAGAUUUUUGUACAACUUUAGGGAUUGCAGGACGGAGUUUGUUUCAGAUUAAUCUUUCUAGUAGUAUAGCAGAAAUCGGAAUGGUAUGCAUGCAGACCACUGUAUCUUGUGCAAGAAAUUCAGAUUUAUGGUUUCGAUUGGCUGGUUCAGUGCUCGCAACUCUAAUUCUUGUUAUUAUCGGUUUACAGAAAGUUUCUUGUGCUUUUUGGCCAUUCUGGUAUAAACGACAAUCAGAAUAUAAGUAA